This is a messenger RNA of Pseudomyrmex gracilis, 2503 nucleotides long. RefSeq names its product ras-related protein Rab-43 (gene Rab19). Gene Ontology annotation, biological process: regulation of exocytosis; protein secretion. NCBI's taxonomy places the organism in Eukaryota, Metazoa, Arthropoda, Insecta, Hymenoptera, Formicidae. The coding region runs from base 25 to 669 and encodes 214 amino acids. The transcript has 5 exons. The record is from RefSeq and is a predicted model, not a curated record. Gene Ontology annotation, molecular function: GTP binding; GTPase activity.
GUCGUUGCGUGACACCCGGUGAGAAUGUCGUGUCGUGAUCCCGACAACCUGAUGAUGAACGACGACGAGAGCUUCGACUAUCUCUUCAAGAUCGUGCUGAUCGGCGACUGCGGCACAGGCAAGACUUGCGUUGUCCAGCGCUUUAGAUCGGGCACGUUUAUCGAGCGCCAUGGAAGUACCAUCGGCGUUGACUUCUCCAUGAAGACCGUGCUCAUAGACGGUAAAAGAGUCAAGUUACAGAUCUGGGAUACUGCUGGCCAAGAAAGAUUUCGAACAAUAACUCAAAGUUAUUACAGAUCUGCAAAUGGAGUGAUUGUAGUUUAUGAUAUUACAAAACGAACGACGUUUUUAAGUCUGCAACGUUGGGUAGAAGAAGUUAGGAAAUAUACAUCGUCACAUGUAUUAUUAAUAUUAGUUGGUAAUAAAUGCGACUUGGAAGAACUUCGAGAAGUAAAAAAGUCUGAAGCUGAAGCUUUAAGUGAAUAUCUGCCUGAAGUUUUGCAUAUAAUAGAGACAUCAGCCAAAACUAAUACAAAUAUAGAUUCCAUCUUUUUUUACUUGGCAUCAGAACUUAAGAAACGACAUGAUAAUUGCCAAAUUAGCGCGUGCGAAAAUGACGUAGUAAAACUCGGUGUUGGACGAGAUUUAUCUUCUUGCUCAGGUUGUUAGCAUAAGAAAAAGUUUUUACUUACAAGGUUGAAAUAUUUAUGACAAAAAUGCAUAGCGAUAAGAAAAAAUGCAUUCGACGGAACAAACAUAAUUGCUUCUAUUGCAUUAGAUUAUUUCAAAGACUUCAAUUUUUUAAAUAAUACAUUCUCUCUCAUAAAUUACUUAUUUUUAUAAUACAAAUGUCUCUAGAAAAUCUCAAAGUUUUUAAAUCUAAUUUUUUUCUCUAGUAUGUAAAUUAUUAUCUAUUUCCCAACUAUAUAGAAUGAUCAAAACUAUUGUGUCAAGAAAAACUAUUGUGUAAAGAAAAAGAUAUUUUAAGAGACAUUUACAGUAAUGUCUUUCGCCACGUUCACAACGUGUUUGUAUACCAAGAGAUAUUUUUUUAUUCGCGUAGAAUGUAGAUAACUAAAAAAAUAAGCUGAAGAUGCUCUUUUUACAUCGAGAAACUAGACUCUAAUUAUUAUUUGUGUGGUAGUUCUUAUUAACUGUUUGAUAGUCACACAUUAAUAUUUCAUAAGAAAGAAAAAAAUUUUCUCAUUAAAUAUUUAUUAGAGAAUAGAAUUUAUUAGAAACUACUAGGAACUUACUUUUUAGUCUGAUUCUUUAACCUUUCUUUCUCAAACGAUCUCGAGAUCGUCUGUAGUAGAAUAUCGUGAGGUGGCUACCAAACGAAUGAUAAUAGCUAUUAUACAUUUCUUAGUGAUGAGUGGCAUCUUUAGAUAAGUAGAAACAGACGGCAAGAUGGUUGCGAUUUGAAAGUUCAUGGUCAGGCCCAUUGUGCUCAGGAAUCUCAUAAAUCUUCUCAAUUGUUCUCGAAGAAAGAAAAUCAGACAAAACGGACUUAAAGAGCGGACCCGAGAGCGCUAAAAUAUGAUAAGCAAGUGGCAUUAGAUAGAUACAAACCGUUUACCUAAACUUUCUGUCUAGACAAAAUACUUCUAAAGAACCAGUUUUAGAAUAUAUAGGGAAAGAUAUGCUGCCAAGUUUCCGCCUGAAAUCGCAGCCAACUUUUCGAACAUUAUUGUAUAACAUUAAUGUGUAUGCACAAAACUUCUUCUCAAAAAUUUUGGUAGAUAAACUCAAAAAAGUUUAUUUUUUGAAAAAAAAGUUUUUAUAUCGCAGUUUUUAUAUCGAUUUUUAACGAACAUACAAACUUAUACAUAUAGUGAGUUAUAACUUAGUAUUCUCAACUAACUGUUUUCUUUAUAGUUUUGAUGUUGCGGAACCGUGUCUUAGAAAAUAUAUACGGGGCGCACACAUGUUGCAUAAUAUAACUUGAUUUCAUUAAAAAGAUUUCCGAUUAGUUGAGAUGUUGAGUUAUAGUGACCGAUCUUGUUAUGUAUAUUUGGCUCUCUACAAACACUACGGCGACCUGACGAGAUCCUACAUAGUGCCUCGAAACUUAUAACGAGCGUUUUACACAGUUUUUUGUAAACGCACAAUACUCACGAAGUGCACUUAAGAAGAUUGCGGGCGAGUUUUAAACUGUAGAAAAUAUUUUAAUUUAUUUUCACAUUUUAACGCGCACUUACUACAAAAUGUGCAAGUGUCAGUAAAUCGCUAAAUGUAAUGUAUAAAUAAGUGAGCGACUGAAUGAAUUGACAAUGAAGGGACGGAUUUGCAAAAUUAAGAUGCGAGGUUUGCGAUAGUUUUAUAUAACCGGUUAGUUGAACGUAUGAGCUACUUCAUGAGAUUUAUCCAAAUAAUGACACUAUUAUAAGACCAUCUGGUUGGCAAAUUUUCACACUUGCUCAGAGUAUACGUAAAUAAUAAUAUACAAAUUUAUCUCAUAUAAACAAGAAUAAAAAUAUUUAUUGUAUUUCUCUCUCCUUUU